Molecule: messenger RNA, 3744 nt
Organism: Arvicanthis niloticus (Nile rat)
Lineage: Eukaryota; Metazoa; Chordata; Mammalia; Rodentia; Muridae
Source: RefSeq, a predicted model, not a curated record
GCCCUCUUACCUUUUGACUUUUGGGAACCUAGCGGGUGUCCUCACGCUUUGCGGAAGUUCUCAACACUUCCGGCCGAGCUUUUAAAUUCCGGCCUUGGCGGCCUGGCUCCGAAUCUUUCCUAGAGUGUUCCCUGAAUAGUUUCCACCAGGAUGCGGAGCGGGUUUCUGAGCGGUGCCCGGUGCCUGUGGGCACGCCGCGCCUUCAGCCGCACGCCGCCGCCUUCCGAGGAGCUCCUCGCCCGCGGCGGGCCCCUGCGGGCCUUCCUCGAGCGCCGCUUGGGCUCGGAGGCCGGCGGUCUGGACGCUGGGGGCCCCCAGCUGGCCGCGGCGGCCCGGCUGCUGAGCGAAAAGGAGCGGGAGCUGCGGGACACGGAGUCCUUGCUGCACGAUGAGAAUGAAGAUUUAAAGAAACUUGCAGCAACUGAAAUAGCUUUGUGUCAUAAAGAAAUAACUGAGCUGAAGCAUCAGAUCAUCUCACUUUUGGUUCCUUCAGAAGAAAUGGAUGGGAGUGACCUGAUCCUGGAGGUGACUGCGGGUGUGGGUGGUCAGGAAGCCAUGCUUUUCACUUCUGAGAUGUUUGACAUGUACCAGCAGUAUGCUGCAUUUAAAAGAUGGCAUUUUGAAACACUGGAAUAUUUCCCAAGUGAACUAGGUGGCCUUAGACAUGCGUCAGCCAGCAUUGGCGGUCCAGAAGCCUAUAGACACAUGAAAUUUGAAGGAGGAGUGCACAGAGUACAAAGAGUGCCAAAGACAGAGAAGCAAAGCCGCAUCCACACUAGCACCAUGACAGUGGCGAUUUUGCCCCAGCCUACUGAGAUUAAACUGGUGAUUAAUCCUAAAGAUUUGAGAAUUGAUACUAAGAGAGCAAGUGGAGCUGGAGGUCAGCACGUGAAUACCACAGACAGUGCUGUUCGGAUAGUUCAUCUUCCCACAGGCAUUGUUUCUGAAUGCCAGCAAGAAAGAUCUCAGCUGAAGAACAGGGAGCUGGCUAUGAAAAAGUUACGAGCAAGGUUAUACAGCAUGCAUCUAGAGGAAGAAACUACUAAGAGAUACAAUGCUCGAAAGAUCCAGGUUGGAACUAAAGGAAGAUCAGAGAAAAUAAGAACAUACAACUUCCCACAGAAUAGAGUCACAGAUCACAGAAUAAACAAAUCACUACAUGACCUUGAGAGCUUCAUGCAAGGAGACUGUCUUCUGGAUGACUUGAUACAGUCACUGAAGGACUAUUCGGAUUAUGAAUCUCUAGUAGAAUUGAUUUCCAGAAAAGACUAAGCUUCUUUGUAAAGAUAUAUAUUUUUUUAUAUAGACUAGGAAAAUUCUACUGCAAAUCCACUGUGUGCAAAUAUUUAACCAGUAUUCUCUUGAGGAAUGUAAGUUAACAGUUUCUUGGACAAUUCUCUAAAAAAAAAUAGACACAAAGAAAGACAGUUGUUUUUAUGCAAAAUAUUUAAUCAGAAAUUUCAAAUAUAAAGCAGAUAUGUUCAUGUUAAUAUGACAGAAGGAACCAGAAGCUGGCAGUGGAAUUAACAAGAACCGAUAAGAGUCAAGCACAUCAGGACUGUUAGGAUUGAAAACAGCCUAUACAGAGUUCUUAGAGAAAGGAAGCACUUACAAGGUGCUUCCUCCCUCUAAUGGAGUCAGGCAUGUUGUAAGGAUAGCCUCUCAAUGGUGGAAAUAUUCCUGGGUUGCCCUGCAUCUGAAAGCUUUGGCCUUGUAAACAGAACCUCAAGCCCAUGGGGCCUGGUAAGCCAGAAGCCUUCUGCCAAGGUGUGAACUUUAUUAGAUUGUAAGCUUUGGUGGUCUUCUAUAUCAGUUCCUCAGAGAAACAGAACCAAUAGGAUGUGUCUACACAAAUUUGCUAUAAGGAUGGCCUCAUAUAGAAUACCGUAUGUCCAAGAUCUACAGUAUGAAGCAGCUGGAUAGAGACCAAGAAGAGUUGAUGGUUCACUUUACUUGGUAGUUUGCUGGGGAAAUCUCUUUUGGUUGGAGUAGGCUAGAUUUUCUCUACUCAGGCCUUUAGCCCAGUUGGAUAAAACAUGUUAGCAUGACUGAUAUUUCACUGAUUUAAAUGUCAGUGAAACUUCCAAAUCUUGAGGACACCCAAAAUAAUGUGUUACCAAAUAUUAGGGUUCUCUGGAGUCAUAGAACUUACAGAAUGAAUCUCUUUUCCCUGUCUCUGUACACACACACACACACACACACACACACACACACACACACACACACACACAGGUAAAUAGAGUUCAUUGGAAUGAUUUAACACUCUACAGUCCACCUAAUCCAACAAUGGCUGUAUGUGAAAGUCUAAGAAUCUAAUAGUUACUCAGUCCAACAAGGCCGGCUAUCUCAGCUGGUCUUCAGUAUUAUGUGGGAAUCUGAAGAAGUAAGUAGGCUCUAAUGCCAGUGAAGGAGUGGAUGCAAUAGCAAGGCCAGGCAAGAAGCAAUGAAGAAAAACUUCCUUCGUCCAGUGUCCUUAUCUAGACUUCUAGCAGAAGGUGUGGCCCCAGAUUAGAGGUAUCUUUCCAACUCAGGAUCUAGAUCAAAGGCACAUUGUCCUCUUGCCUCAAGAACCAGAUUGUAGUUCAUUCCAUAUAUAGUCAGGUUGACAACUAGCCAUCACAGUCACAAUAAAGGCUAGCCAAGUCUACAAAACUAACCAUUAUGGUAUCCAAGAUUACCCCAGAUGCUGUGCCAUAAAAUGCUUACAGUGUUCUCCACCGCCUACUACUUACAAGCUUCACAUAUACCAGCAGAAAAAGUGUAAACGUCAAUAGUUUGUCUUCCCUCUAAAAUCCAGGUGAUGCUAAUAUGAUCAUAUAAAGUAUAUAGCUUCACAACUAAAGUUUUAAGACUCCCUUCUGAAUGGGGCUGAUGUCUGUACACUGUCAAACACCCAGAAACCAAUAAUGUUUUCAUACAUUCAGUGUCUGAAAUAAAUUACAAACAUAUUUUACUCUCACACAUAUCAGCUGACACUUAAACACAAUUCUACUAAAGUAUGUAUCAUUGCCUGACAAAAUGUACAGUAAAUCCCAAAUACUUCAUUCAAUACCUAAUAGUUCAGAUUUCUCUCCUUUUUUCCUAGAUAUGUUAGAGUUGGCUUCUUCAAACUAAGAUCCAGUUAUGUACUAUCUAGUGGGCUUUCCCUUACUGGACUCUUAAUCCCCUUUGUCAGGCACUGGAUUUUCACCUAUAAAGAUCAAACUAGAUAUUUUGGUACUAUGUGAGUUGUUCAGACAUUAUGGGACAUUAACACUUUAUACUGAAUAUUUAGUGCCUCACUGAAAGGAAGUAGCACAAAACCAUGAGUGAUAGGCAAGGAUUUUUAAGCUGCCUACAGUGCCUAACACAAACCAGGUUUUAGGAACAAUCCCUUCAAAUCUCAUGAAAGGUACUUUACCUUUAAAAUGUGUAUAUUAAUCUGCCUUUUUAUAUGCAUAGGUGUUUUUCAUGCAUGUAUGAUUGUGCACUAUGCCUACAGUGCCUGUGGAGGCCAGAUUAGGGUGUAUGAUCCCCUGGGAUUGUAGUUAGAGACAGUUGUGAGUUGCCCAGAGAGCACUGAGAAUUGAACUCAGGUUCUCUAAAAAAGCAGCCAUUGGUCUUAACUAAGGAGCCAUCUCUCCAGCCCUUAUUUUGCAGUAGUUUUGUUUGGGGGUUGUUUUUUUUUGGGGGGGGGGGUCUCCUACCUCCACCCUUAGACUUUUCUUUAAUAGUCCUGGAACUCACUUCGUAGACCAAGCUGGC